AUGAGUAUUAUAUCUUGGAAUUUUCAUGGGCUUGGGAACCCAUGGGCUCAACAAUUCUUGAAGGAUCUUGUGGUCCAAAAGAAGCCCAAUUAUUUAUUUUUGUGUGAAACUCUUGCUAAGAAGGAUAUGGUUGAACGGGUACGUGUGGCGAUUGGGUUUGAAGGUGCACUUGCAAUUGAUUGUCAGGGGAAGAGUGGGGGUGUUGCUCUUUUGUGGAAGGAUGAGGAGGAUGUUCAAGUUUUGGACUAUGGGGUGUCCUAUAUUGAUGUAGUAAUUUGUGGAUGUGAUCAAGGUCAUUGGCGAUUGAUGGGGUUAUAUGGUGACCUUAACAAUGUUACUUCCCAAGAUGACAAGAAAGGUGGUCAUCCUUAUCCGAGGUGGUUAGUGGAGGUCUUCAAUGAUACUUUGGUGGAUUGUGGUUUACAUGAUCUUGAGUUGUAUGGCUACCCGUACACUUGGGAGCGUAGUCGAGGCACGGCAGAUCGGGUGGAGCGUGAGAUUUUUUGGAAGCAGAGAAGCAAGCAACUUUGGUUGCGUGAAGGGGAUAGUAAUUCCAAAUAUUUUCAUGCAUCGACCACUGCUAGAAGACGUAGAAAUUCGAUACAAAAGCUAAAAGAUUCAGCAGGUGUUUGGGUUAAUUGGAAAGGCAGGCUUCCUUCGGUCAUGGUGGAGUAUUUUUCUACUUUGUUUACAGCUACAGCCGUGGCUGAUAAUGAGGUUAUUCAGUGUGUUCCUUCGGCUGUGACAAGUGAACACAACAACAGAUUGUUGGAACCGGUUUCGGAUGAUGAGGUUCGUCAUGCUCUUUUCCAAAUGCAUCCGGAUAAAUCUUCCGGACAUGAUGGAAUGACACUGGGUUUUUAUCAAAAGUGUUGGAGCACUGUGUUGGCAAAUCGGUUUAAAGAUGUUUUGCCAAUGGUGAUCUCAAAUCAUCAAAGUGUUUUUCUUCCGGGCCGGUUAAUAUCGGACAAUAUUAUGGUUGCUUUUGAGAUUAUGCAUUAUCUGAAGAGGAAGAGAGUUGGGAAGGAGGGAUUUAUGGCUAUUAAACUUAACAUGAGUAAAGCUUAUGACCAAGUCGAGUGGAGUUUUAUUGAGAACAUGUUGAUCCUUAUGGGCUUUGACCAACAUUGGGUUCAUUUGAUUAUGUUCUGUGUGACUACGGUUUCGUAUAAUAUUACUCAUGGAGGUCAUUCAAUGGGGCCUAUUACACCAAGCAGAGGGUUGCGUCAAGGAGAUCCAUUGUCUCCUUACUUAUUUUUGAUUUGUGCGAAGGGUCUCUUGUUGUUGUUAAAACAUUAUGAGCGGCAUCAUUGGUUGACUGGAUGUCGAGUGGCUCGGGGUGCUCCUAUGGUGUCUCAUAUGCUAUUCGCGGAUGACAGCUAUGUGUUUUGUAAGGCUAAUGAGAAUGAAGCUCAGAAUGUGUUGCGGCUUUUGCAUAGAUAUGAGCUUGCUUCUGGUCAGCAAGUAAACUUUGCUAAGUCCUCUGUUUUCUUUAGCAACAAUAUUACUGUGGCUGUGCAUGAUCGUUUGUGUGGUCUUAUGCGAUUGAAUGCGGCUUCGGAUGAUAGCUUUUACUUGGGUCUUCCAUCCAUCAUGGGAAGAAAUAAAAAUGCCAUUCUUGGCUUUUUGAAGGAAAAACUGAAGAAGAAAAUUUUUAGUUGGGAGACUAAGUUUUUGUCUAAAGCUGGCAAAGAAGUUUUGAUCAAGUCAGUAGCUCAGGCUUUACCUAAUUAUGCAAUGAGUGUUUUUCUUUUGACUCAUGAAAUCUGGUCGAGCCUUGAAGGGAUGAUGGCGAAGUUUUGGUGGAAAUCCCAAUCGAGUUCUUCUAGUAAGGGAGUGAGUUGGGUUAGUUGGAAGAAGCUUUGUCAACAUAAAAAUGUUGGUGGUCUUGGCUUUCGCGACCUUCGUGAUUAUAAUCUUUCUUUUUUGGGAAAACAAGGUUGGCGACUGCUUACUAUGGAGGACACACUUGUGGCGAAAAUCUAUAAAGCAAGGUAUUAUCCGCAUGGUUCAUUUCUUAAUGUCGAGCUAGGACAAAACCCAAGUUUCAUUUGGAGGAGCAUUUGGGCUGCUCAAGAUCUUGUAAAAAAUGGUGCUAGAAGAUCCAUUGCUAAUGGUUCUUCGGUUAGCAUUUUACACGAUCCUUGGUUACCCAAUGAUUCUAAUCCGUUUGUUUUGUCCAAUAAUACGGGCCUUGUUGAUCAAUAUGUUUCUAGUUUGAUGGUAGUUGGGGAGAGGUCUUGGGAUGUUGAACUUCUCUGUAAAGUCUUUUUUUGGCAAUUUUUCAUUCUCAAUGAUAUGUUUGAAGAGAGAGAUAUAAAUUUGAUUAGAAGCAUACAACUUAGUCAUUCUCGGGCUAUGGAUGGUUGGUAUUGGAAUAUGGAGUCUUUGGGAUUUUACUCGGUUAAAAGUGCCUACAAGUUCCUUCAAUCAUCUAGAGGGAAUUGGUUGUUUAUGCAAGAUGAGAAUUGUUGGAAGAAUUUAUGGCAGCUGCCCAUUCCUUCUAAAGUUCAUCAUUUUCUUUGGAAAGCUUGUUCUGGUUGCCUCCCAACUAAGGUACAACUUCAAUCUAAACAUGUUAAUGUUGAUCUCUUGUGUCCUUUGUGUAAUAUGCAUGUGGAGACAAUAUUUCAUGUGUUGUUGGACUGUUCUUUUUCACGAUCUUGCUGGGCACUUUCUGCUGUAAACCAGUCGACUGCUGGUGCAAAUGCCGAGUUGAGCAGCUGGUUUUUUGACCUUCUUGCUGACUGCAGUGAGAACAAAUCUCAGACUGCUUUGGAGGUGGUAAAGUCGGCAAAACAUGUCCUUGGCCAAUGGAAAAUUACAAAGUUUGAGACCCCUAAUGCGUUAUUUGCUAUAGGAGACACUUCACAUAAUAAUUGUUGGCGUAAACCUGAUGUUUUUACGGUCAAGGUGAAUGUCGAUGGUGCGACUUUUAAGGCUCACCAAAAAUUUAGUUUUGGUUGUGUUGCACGUAAUAAUCAUGGCAAGCUACUUGAAGCUAUUUCUGAAAGUAGAUGGGGCUGUGUGUCUGCAGAAAUAGCUGAGGUUAUUGGCAUUAAGGAGGCGCUUAGUUGGAUAAAGCGUAAAGGUUGGGAUGCGGUGGUUGUUGAGUCUGAUGCGUUAGGGAGGUCUGGUGUUGUUCGUAAAGAAGAAAGAUGGAUCUCUUCGGAUGUGUAUAGAUUAUCAUGA
This is a messenger RNA of Cannabis sativa, 3192 nucleotides long. RefSeq lists its product as uncharacterized. Gene Ontology annotation, molecular function: RNA-DNA hybrid ribonuclease activity; nucleic acid binding. NCBI's taxonomy places the organism in Eukaryota, Viridiplantae, Streptophyta, Magnoliopsida, Rosales, Cannabaceae. The transcript has 6 exons. The coding region runs from base 1 to 3192 and encodes 1063 amino acids. The record is from RefSeq and is a predicted model, not a curated record.